Messenger RNA from Scophthalmus maximus (turbot), 1107 nucleotides. RefSeq names its product spermatogenesis associated 4 (gene spata4). Gene Ontology annotation, molecular function: microtubule binding. Gene Ontology annotation, cellular component: axoneme. The record is from RefSeq and is a predicted model, not a curated record. The coding region runs from base 74 to 853 and encodes 259 amino acids. The transcript is spliced from 6 exons. Lineage: Eukaryota; Metazoa; Chordata; Actinopteri; Pleuronectiformes; Scophthalmidae. Gene Ontology annotation, biological process: regulation of cytoskeleton organization.
UGUGUGUGUGUGUGUGUGUGUGCGCCCUGCGCGCGCGCGCUUCCACAGGACCAGGAAGAGGAGCCUCGUUGCCAUGGUAACAUCAACACAAAAGCCCGAUUAUACGUGCGAGAAACUCCAAGCGGCGGCGUGUCCCAAAACCACUGGGCUGCCGAGGGAAGUGGUGAAGUGGCUGCGGAGCCUCGACUUGACACUUUAUCCGAAGAAUGUGCGCAGGGACUUCUCCAGCGGUUACCUUGUGGCGGAGAUAUUUUCUCGUUAUUACCCCCAAGACUUCCCCGAGCAUUCGUACGACAAAGGAACAUCACUUUCUGCCAAGCAGAAGAACUGGAGCCGGAUGGAGCGGUCUUUACAGAAGCAGAACUUGCACCUGACCAAGGAGGCUGUUGACGGAACCGUUCACUGCAAACCGGGAGCAGCCGAGCUGCUGGUGCAGGAGGUUUAUGAGAUUUUAACGAACAGGAGUGUCAGGGACGCCGAGCGCCCGGGCUUGGACUUCACUGACCGAGAGUACCAGGAGCGGCUGCCCACGCUGGCGCGCCCCACGGCCUCCACGGCCAUCAAGAGCAACCUGGCGACGACGGAGACGAUGGCCGAGCCCGACGUCAGCACCAACCGGAGGAAGGCCGAGGUCAUCCUCCGCCGGCACCUGGAGGACAGAGCUGCAGAGAGGGCGCUCCACCCAGAGUCGACGUGGAGGGAAGACGCGGUUUCCUUUAAGGAGAUGAAGGCGCAUCACUCUGUCAGACGCUCCCUGGUUCAACCGUUAAAGAAACAGGACGGAGAUAUGUGCUUUAACAUUGGAGUGUGUGCGUGCGUGUCACUCCACGUAUUGCUAUGGUUUCCACAAUAAUCAUAACUAUUAUGCCACAGAAAUAUUUACGUGGGUGUAGCUUGUUUUGAAAGGAAGAUGAUGUCACUGUUUUUUUUUUUUUUUAAUGGUUUAUGUAACGGUAACAGCGUCUCAGCCUCUCUAUCAUGUCAGGACUAUGUGUGUUUGCACCAGAAGGUGGCAGCUUAGAGGCGCGAGCAGAGUUCUGCUCUGUGGUUUAUUUGGACUACAUCUGCCAGUAUAUGUGAACCAUUGAUAAAAAAAAGAGGAAAUAA